AGUGUCGUAUCAAGGGAUGGGGCUCCGUUAUGAAAUUCCGACUAUAGGUUGUUGGAGAGUUUUAUUUACAGACCAAAUGCAAAAUGAUAUGGGAUUAGAAUAGAGGGAACCACUGCAGUGAAAGGUCAUGGAUUCCCCUAUCCUUCUUCUCCUAGCCCUCCUGAUCGCUCUGAUCCAAUGUUUUCCUGAUGACUACCACAGUCACAACAGCACCCGUCACCAUGACUACUGUGUGCUUGGAGCCGGGCCCGCUGGCCUUCAGAUGGGUCACUUUCUCUCCAAGAGUCAGAGAGAUUACAUCAUCUUGGAGAGGAACUCGGGGCCAGGGAGCUUCUUCAAUAUAUACCCUCGACACAGGAAACUCAUCAGCAUCAACAAGAUCUACACAGGAAGGCGGAACCGCGAGUUCAACCUUCGUCACGAUUGGAACUCCCUCCUGAGUGACAGGCCCGACCUGCUGCUUCAGCGAGUCAGCCGGGAGCUCUACCCAGAUGCAGACUCAUUCCCCCGCUACCUCUCCAUGUAUGUGAAGGAGCUGGGGCUGAAGGUCCAGUAUGGGGUGGACAUCGGGAAGAUCAGGGCCUCAGAGUCUGAAUCACCUAGAGGCAGGGGAUACAUACUGACUGACCAGCGUGGACUGGACUAUACAUGCAGAGUCCUACUGGUGUCCACAGGACUGUGGGAUCCUCAGAAGGUCCAGUUUGAGGGCUCAGACCUGGUGGAGGGCUAUGAGUCCAUCCCUGUGGACCCAGAGGAGUAUAAGGACCAGGCCGUGCUGAUCCUGGGUAAGGGGAACUCAGCAUUUGAAACAGCUCAGAGCAUCCUGGGUCGGGCCAGCCGGAUCCAUCUCUACAGCCCGAGCCCGGUCCGCCUAGCCUGGCAGACACACUACGUCGGAGACCUCAGAGCUGUGAACAAUGAGCUGCUAGACACGUACCAGCUAAAGUCCCUUGAUGGGCUGGUGGAGGGAGGCCUUGAGGACAUUGCUAUCGUCAGAAAUGGAGAGGAUGAAAAGAAGCGCUCAGGCAGAAAGAAGAAGUGCAGAUCCAGUGGGAAGGAAAAGCGUGGCAAGUUGUUCCUUACUCUAUCUGAGUUACUGGACAGUUCGGAUGGGAGGAACAGUUCAAAGGUCACAGCGACAAACCUGCCUGUGUACCACAAUGACAACUUCUCUCUCCGCCAGCCAUAUGAUCGUGUGAUCCGCUGCCUGGGGUUCCGGUUCAACUUCAGCAUCUUUGAUGGCUCUGCCCGCCCACCAAGCAGUGAGGGUGCCAGGGGGCGGUUGCCAGGAGUGACAGCAUGGUACGAGGGGCGGGGAACCCCAGACCUUUUUGUUUUGGGGACGGCUGCACACUCAAGAGACUAUCGCUCUUCUGCAGGGGGGUUCAUCCAUGGCUUCCGAUACACAGUGCGUGCUGUACAUAGAGUCCUUGAGCUGCGUUACCAUAGCAACUCCUGGCCAGCAAUCAAACUGUCAAUCAGUCAGCUGCAGUCCUGGCUGUUGAGGAGGGUCAAUGAGGCCUCCGGACCGUACCAAAUGUUUGGGGUACUUGGAGACAUCAUUUUACUAAGAGGCUCUCACUGUGAGUAUCUGGAGGAGUUUCCCCUCCAGGCCCUGCCCCAGUUCUCUUCUCUGUCUGGCCACCAGCUCUCCAAGCAUGGGCUGCUGGUUCUGGUUCUACAGUACGGGCUGAACCGCACAGACUCACUGGGCCCUGGCAGGGCAGAGUCAGAGUGGACCCGUGCCUGGAGGUCCAACUUCCUCCACCCUGUUCUAUAUUACUACGACAAACUUCCCACUGAGAGGGACAUGAGACACCGUCCUGUUGGCUGGCCAUUGCCACGGCCCAAGGCAGUGCAUCACAUGAUCGAGGACUUCUUGACUGAGUGGGAUGGGCCCAUCUCCCACAGCCAGCCACUGCGGCGCUUCCUGGAACACUGUCUCCACACUGACCUCAGGGCCUUCUAUGCAGAGUCAUGUUUCCGCUUUUCCCUUACCAAUCAAAAGCCACCCCUGUUUUGUCGUCAGGGAUACCUGAGGAAGCAUGGGGUUGUUAGGAAUAGUCAGCUGUGGCAGCAUGCCCAUGAUGCUGGGCUAAUGCCUGGAGGACAGGACUCUGCAUCCCCAGACACAGACCCAUCGUUCCCUGAUUACCUUACACGAGCUGGAACCUCAGUGUCCUCUGCAAUAAACCUCGACUUCUGAUUGUUUACCCAAGGAUCCUAAAACUAAGCCUAUGACAGUUUUGAUGUCCCAAGACAUUCUCUACCUGUCAUUAUAAUGUCCAUGAAUAUAUACAGUAUACAGAGUCUACAAAACAUUAAGAACACCUUCCUAAUAUUGUGUUGCACCCCCCCCCCCUCUUUUUCCCCCAGAACAGCCUCAAU
Molecule: messenger RNA, 2388 nt
Organism: Salvelinus namaycush (lake trout)
Lineage: Eukaryota; Metazoa; Chordata; Actinopteri; Salmoniformes; Salmonidae
Product: FAD-dependent oxidoreductase domain-containing protein 2-like
Exons: 10
Coding region: 128-2206 (692 amino acids)
Molecular function (GO): flavin adenine dinucleotide binding; monooxygenase activity
Source: RefSeq, a predicted model, not a curated record